AUGAGGAUGACAAUGAGUGACAGAGUGAGAGAAGGAGAGAGAGCCAAAUAUGAUGCAGCUUCUCAGAAUUACAGAGGAUGGGCAAGUCAGAAUGGCACCAGGUUUCCGGGCCUUAGAAGCUGGCGGACUGGAAUUGUGGCUCCACAGCUGGACCUCAUAGGUCGGUGUUGCCGCCCCGGGAGAUUCCGGAGCGUUGUUCUGGAAGGAGUGAGAAUUGCAGCCCGGGCAUGCGCAGUUCGCUGCGUGGGGGUGUCCGGCUCCUGGGGAGAAGAAAACAGCAACCCACUCCAGCAUUCCUGCCUGGAGAAUCCCGGGGACAGAGGAGCCUGGUGGGCUGCCGUCUGUGGGGUCGCACAGAGUCGGACACGCCUGAAGCGACUUAGCAGCAGCAGCAGAAAUCUGAGAGGACUGAGGUUUAACUUGAUACGUGACGUGUACGAGACUCCUGAGAAAGGCUCCGGAACCGUGGCCCUCUGGCAUCCAGGACACUACGGGACUGGAAGACUGCAGACUACAUUCUCAAAUCCAUUGUCAGCUGGUCUACUCUGGAAUUUCUUAAGGAAAGAAAAUAAACAGAACAAAGGAAUACCCCAGGAAAAAGGUCACAAAAGCAAGCUACCUGUGAUAUCCUGGGCCAUAUACUCAGGCCUUAACAUAACUGAGGAUGUGUGA
Molecule: messenger RNA, 672 nt
Organism: Cervus elaphus (red deer)
Lineage: Eukaryota; Metazoa; Chordata; Mammalia; Artiodactyla; Cervidae
Exons: 5
Coding region: 1-672 (223 amino acids)
Source: RefSeq, a predicted model, not a curated record